AUGACUCCUCCGCCCAUUUCUGCGCUGCUGCUCUCGGAGUUGAGGGGCCCCCGGUUUGGGUCUCUUUUAUUUCGGCAGUUAGUGAGGGCCCCCCUGAUAGAAACCCUAAUUAAGGGUUUGCUGCAGCGGGCGGUGGGUUGGGCGGGGCCCUACGCGUUGAGGGUUUGGCUGCAGCGGCGGGGGGCCCCCCUGGGGGCCCCCGGGGGGCCCCCCGGGGAGGGGGGGGCCCCCGGGGGCGUGGGGCCCCUGGUGGUGGCUGCUGCUGCUGCUGCGAGCUGCUACCUGGGGGCCGACGUGCUGCUGCUGACGAAGCUGCUGCCAGCAGCAGCAGCAGCAGCAAGGGCCCCCGCGAGCCGCAGCGCAGCAGAACUGCUGGUGCAGCAGCUGCAGCUGCCGCAGCUGCUGAGCCACACGCUGCUGGGCUUUGCUGCUGAAAUUGAAGAGACAAUUAUUUCUUCUGUCUCCAAUUCUUAUUUGAAUGCAGCAGCACUGAACAAGUUGCUGCUGCGGCUGACGGGGGUGGACUGGGGGCUGCAGGGCUUUCGUGCUGCAGCAGCGCUGCAGCCUGCUGCUGCGCUGCUGCAGCAGCAAGUCCGCAUGCAUGCGCCCCCCGUGCUGCUGCAGCUGCUGCAGGCUGUGCUGGGCCCUUUGGCCCACUCGCUGGAGCUGUGGGCCCCGGGGGCCCUCAGUGUUGCUGCUGCUGCUGCUGCUCGCGAGCUGCCGCAGCGGCUGCUCGCGCGGCCUGCUGCGCUGCAGCAGCAGCUGCUGCAGCACUACCUGGGAUCGCCUCGGGCCUUCGAUCCCAAGGGCCUCAAGUUCUUCUACGAGGCCCUUCUUGCUGCCUUCACCCCACAAGUCCUCGCCACUCUAAACCCUCCCCACACUUUUGCUGCUGCUGCUGCAGCAAGGUCCCCGCUGCAGCAGCUGCUCUUCAACACUACCCUCGCCAGGGUGCUGCCCCGGGGGCCCCCGCAGCAGCAGGGGGGCCCCCCGCAGCAGCAGGGGGGCCCCCCGGAGGAGCAGGGGGGCCCCCCGGAGGAGGGGGGCCCCCCCGAGGAGGAGGGGCCCCCGGGGGGCCCCCAGGGGCCCCCGGGGGGCCCCCAGGGGGCCCCCUGCUGGGCGUGGCAGCAGCAGUGGACUGCAGCAAGCCGGCAGUACCGGCUGCUGCUGUACCGCGGCGCUGCUGCUGCAGUGUACGGGUUCGAGGGGCUGCUGCUGCUGGCAGCAAAAGUGGAAAGAGAAAAAGUAAAAGAGACAGAAAAGGAGACAGUUGGAGAAGCUUUAAAGGAGACACAAAAGACAGAAGUGGUGGGGGUGCUGCUGCGCUUUUUCGUGGAGAAAGUGCUGCAGCAGCAGCCGGGGGCGCUGCUGCUGCUGCAGCAGCGCCGCGGGCUGCUGCGGCGGCUGCCGCUGCUGCAGCGGCUGCCGCUGCUGCAGCAGCAGCAGCUGACCUUCGAGUUCAAAGAGACCAGUCCCCACGGAGACACGGGAGAACUCAAAGUGUGGGGCCCGCAGCAGCAGCUGCUUGCUGCAGUGGUCACCCGCCAGAGACCAGUGGUCACCCAAGUGCUGCAGCAGCAAGACUUCCUGCAUGCACCCUUUUUGGGGCUUUUGGCGCAUGCAAAGGGCGAGGGGGCCCCCCUGAGGGGCCCCCUGGAGCUGCUGGAGCCUUCGCUGCAGGGCAUCUCGCAGCAGCAGCAGCUGCAGCAAAGCAGCCAGCAGCAAAUUGCUGCUAUCCCGCUGCAGCUGCAUGCGCCCUGCAGCAGCAGCAGCAGCAGCAGCAGCAGCAAAAAGUUCGUCGCCUGGCUCAACCCGAAUGCCUACGGAAGCAGCAGCACCUGCUACAGAAAAGUCGAGUACCAAAAGACAGAAGAAAAAGAACUUUUGACUCUUUGGUGGUUUGAUGAGGGAAAAACCGAAAAAGUGGUUUUGGAAUUUGGGGGAGGCAAAGCUGAUGCGGAGCCUGGCAAAGUUAGCAGCAACAGCAGCAGCAGCAGCAGCAGCAGCAGCAGCAGCAGCAGCCGCAGCCGCAGUAUGCCCAGCAGCAGCACAAGUAUCCCUAGCACCAUCACCAUCACCAGCAGCAGCAGCAGCAGCAGCAGCAGCAGCAGCAGCAGCAGCAGCAGCAGCAGCAGCAGCAGCAGCAGAAGGAGGAGCGUUGUGUGUCAGCAGCAAGCAGCAAAGCGCGCGCAGCAGCAGCAAACUUCGCUGCGGCUCAGCUUCUUCAAGGGGGCCCCCAAGACCACUGACAAGUCCUGGAUUUUGCGGAUUAAUUUGUUUUUAAACUUCCCAAAGUUCAAGUCUUUGAAAGCAGCACUGGGGCCCCUGCUGCCGGCCUUUGCGGAGGCUUUGGCAGCAGCUUACACGGCCUGGGACGCGCAGCAGCAGCAGCAGCAGCAGCAGCAGCAGCAGCAGCAGCAGCAGCAGCAGCGCGGCCCCGGGGGGGCCCCCUGGAGGGCCAGCGGCGAGGCCCUCGAGGCCCUCUGUUCGCCGGAGGAGAAGCUGGAGGUGUGCGAGCAGCGCUACGGGCUGUGGGGCUCGCUGCUGCUGCAGCAGCAGCAGCAGCAGCAGCAGCAGCAGCAGCAGCUGGGGGCGGCGCUGUGUCCGAAGCGCAUGGAGUCCCCGUUUUUGUUCAAAAUAUGGAAAGUGGAAGAAACAGAAAGUAAUGGUAUUGUUGCAGUUGGGGACUUGGGGGCCCUUGAGGCUUUCCAAAGAGAUCCAAACAAGAGACACAAUUUGCUGCUGCUGGGGGGUUUGGAGGCUUCUGUGUCGCUGCAGCUCAGCAAGUACCGCCAGCUGCUGCAGCAGGAAGCAGCAGGUGCUGCAGUCUCUCCGCAGCAAAAGUUCCAGGCCAUGAAGUACAUUUUCCUCCUCAUUCAGGACAUUCUUGCUGCUCACCAGCCCCCUGCUGCUGCUGCUGCUGCUGCUGCUGCAGCAGACCUCAGCAGCAGCCUCAGGGACGCGGGCUACGACGUCCUCCUCAGGCUCCCGCCGCCCCCUGCUGCUGCUGCUGCGCCUGCUGCUGCUGCUGCUGCUGCUGCUGCGGAGCGCGGCGCCGCGGAAGACGCUGCUGCGGGAGCAGCAGCAGCAGAGCAGCAGCACUUCGAGGCAGCAGAAGCAGCAGCAGAAAUGCUUUACGAAGAUCUCUUAACUCCCGAAAAAAGCAUGCACUUGAGGGCCUUUUUGGGGCUUCCUGUGGGGCUGCAUGCAGCUGCUGCUCAUCUCUUUUUUGCUGCUAAGAUGCGCCGCAGCAACCCGCUUGCUGCUGCUGCGGGCUUCCGGCUGCAUGCGCGCGACGCGGCCAUCCGCAACCGCUGCAGCUGCAGCAGCAGCAGCAGCAGCAGCAGCAGCAGCAGCAGGGGCUUCUGCCCCCACCUCGUUGUCUUGUGGAAUCAUGCUUAUCUUUCUCUCAUGGUGCUGCUGCAGCUCAGCAGCAGGCCAGAGCUUGUUGCUGAGCUGCUGGCAGCAGAAGACUUUGCUGCUGUCUCAGGCCAGGAGGCCCCGGGAAACGCCCUCCCAGACGUGCCCGUGACCUUCGAAGAAAGCCUCAUUGCCUUCAAGACGGGGCUGCACUACGCGAAGUGUGUGGGGUGGGCGCAUGCAGCUUUUGCUGCUUUCGAAUCUGCUGCUGUUUCCACAGAGUCCAUUUUGUCUCUUGUUGCUGCUUUUGCGGAAAAAGAAAAAGACCUUUCGCUGCUGCUGCUGCACCUGCCUGCAGCAGCAGCAGCAGCAGCAGCAAGUGCCCUCAGCCACAGACAAACCCUCCAAACCGCCACUUGGAAUGCCUUCAUUGCUUUCUGGUCCAUUCAAGAGGUCUACGGCCUCCUCGAGGGCGACUUGAGCAGCACGCUAAGCGCAGUUCCUUCUUUUGCUGCUUCUCCGCUGCUGAGCGGGGGCCCCUCUGGGCGCUUUUGGGUACCGGAGAGCAUUUGGGGGCCCCUGGAGGAGGAGCUGCAGCAGCUGUUUGGGGCCCUUCCUGCUGCAGUAGGUGGCGGCCUUGCUGCUGCUUCUCGUGCUGCAGUGGAUGCUGUGCUGCACGUGCUGCAGCAGCAAGUGCGGCGGCGGGGCUUUGUGGAAAUGGGGGCCCCUGAGGCGUUGGCGCUGUGGUGGCAGCUGAUGCAGCAGUGCCUGGAGCAGCUGCAGCAGCAGCAGCAGCAGCUGCAGCAGCAGCUGCUGCAGCAGCAGCAGCAGCCGGGGCCGCCGCCGGCGCAGCAGCAGCUGCAGCAGGGCGAGCAGCAGGCGCUGCUGGAGCAGCUGGAGCAGCAGGAGCAGCAGGUGCAGCAGUUCUUCCGCAGCCAGCAGCACACUGCAGCAUUUUGCAAACUGCUGCAGCAAGCUGCUGCUGCUGCUGCCUUUGCGCAGCAGCUGGAAGACCCCGAGGUGAAGGCCGUGCUGACGCGGCGGCCGCAGCGCUUCGGCUUCGAGAGCUGGCUGAGCCUGGUGCAGCAGCAGCAGCAGCAGCAGCAGCAGCAAAGCCCCGAAGCUACUGUGCUGCUGCUGCAGCGGCUCUUCACUCUUGUCUGCAGCAUGAUCCCCGCAAGUGCUGAGACAAGGGCCCUCAAGACUUUGGGAAAGCCCACGGAAGAUGUGCAGCUUUUCAGGACUUUGGUGGACUCCAUAGUCUACCGUUUGCUGCUGCAGCAGCAGCAGCAGCAGCAGCAGCAGCAGCAGCAGCUGCCGCCGCCCUCCUUCGCCCACUACCCCCUCUGCACCGCCAUUCGAGCAGCAGACUGCAGCAGCUUCGCAGCAGCAGCAGCAGCAGACCCAGUUCUUGCGAGGUCUUGCAAAGAACUUGAAGAAGUGAAGCAGCGGAUUUUGGCCACUUUGCCUUUGGGGGGCCCCCCUGGGGGGCCCCCCGGGGGGCCCCCCGGGGGGCCCCCCGGGGAGGGGGCCCCCGGCGGGGGGGCCCCCGAGGGGCCCUCGGAGUUCUGUUUGCUGCUGCAGCAAACCGAAGAGCCCCUGGCGGAGCGCUGCGAGUGCAGCAAAGGCGGCCGCAGCAGCAGCAACUUGCUGCAGUUCUUUGUGGGGUUUAUGAGCCGGCAGCUGAGCAGCAGCAUUGUGCAGGACCAGUGGUCACGUUUGCUGCGCAUGCAGCUGCUGCAGCAGCAGGAGCCCGCGCUGUUCCCGCUGCCGCUGAACCCUCUUGCUGCUGCGCUGCACGAGGCGGCCGUGCAGCUGGCGGACGCAGCAGCAGCAGCAGCAGCAGCAGCAGACGCCGCAGCCACCCCCGCAGCCAAAGCAGCAGCAGAAGCAGCAGCAGCAGCAAAACAAGACCAAGACCUUGCUGCAGCAGCAAACCGCGUCUACUACACCAUGUGCAGAUACGCAGACUACAUGAUAGCAGCAAACAACUUAAAAGAGACCAACGCAUGCACGCUGGUGGGGGCCCCCCGGCCCCUGCUGGCGCUGCUGAAGCGGCUGCUGCAGCAGCACUCCUCGAGGGUCCUGUGGAGCCGGCUGGGGCAGCAGCAGCAGGGAUUAUUGGCAAUGAGUUAUGAAGAAAUAGUAAAGUCGAAGAGUCUGCAGCAGCAGCCGAGCGGGGCCCUGAAGGCGGGGGCCCUGGAGUUCCUGGGCCGGCAGUUCUGGGGCAGCAGCAGCAGCAGGGGGGCCCCCCUGCCGGGGGCCCCCCCCCCCGAGUACCAGCGGCUGCAGCAGGGCUUCGCAGACGUGCUGCAGCUGCUGCGGGACAAGCUGCAGCGGCUGCAGCCGCAGCUCAGCAGCUGGCAGCAGCAAGCAGCACGCGCGCUGCAGCUGCUGCUGCACCAUGCUGUCAAGUUCGUUCUUGCUGCUGCUAAGGACUUGACGCGUUCGGGCCGCCGCAGCCUCAAGGAGCAGCGCAGGGACCUCCGCAUGCAAAUCGAGCUCAAGCGCAAGCUGCAGCAGCAGCAGCAGCAGCAGCAGCAGCAGCAGCAGCGGCAGCGGCAGCAGCAGCGCGCGAAGCCGCAGCAGCAGCAGCAGCAGCAGCAGAGGAGCAGGCAGCCGCAGGCGAAACCCAGCCUCGUGCAGACCGCCGCCGAACACCGCCCGCAGGACGCAGCAGCAGCAGCAGCAGCUCCAGCAGCAGCAGCAGCAGCAGCAGCAGCAGCAGCAGCAGGCGUGGCUGGCAGGGGCGCGGCAGUUCGUUCUUUCGGGCGGAAGGCGCUGGUGUCCCGGCACUGGUCGCUGCUGCAGCUGUCCCGCAGCAGCAGCAGCAGCAGCAGCAGCAGCAGCAGCAGCAGCAGCGCAGCAGGAGGGGGCGCGGCGGGAGAGCUGCUGCAGUCGCUGCUGCUGCCGCUGCUGUCGGAGCUGCCGCGGGCCGUGGGGGCCCUCCCGGCGCAGCAGCUGGGGGGCCUCUGGCUGUCUCUUGCUGCUGCUCUUCGAGUGCAAAAGACAGUUGUGGGGUCUGUGAAAGAAGCAGCAGCAAAAGUUUGCAUAAGAUCUCUGGACAGCAUUUUGCUGCCAGCUUUGCUGAGUGCGGGCCGGCUGCUGCCUGCUGCGCUGCUGCGGACGCAGCUGCUGCUGCUGGCGCGGCAGCUGCACUUCUUCGUUGCUGCUGCAGCAGCGGAGCUGGAGGUGUCUCUGAAGCGCAGCAGCAGCAGCAGCAGCAGCAGCAGCAGCAGCAGCAGCGGCAGCAGCGGGCUGCUGGGCCUGCGGCUGCUGCUGCGCGGGCUCGCGCUGGCCGUGGCCAGCCGGCUGCAGCAGCUGCUGCUGCAGCAGCAGUUUCAGCGGAAGGUGCAGCGCAGCAUAACGCGGAGACUGCAGCAGCUGCUGGAGACUCUGCAAGCAGCUUUUAAAGUCUACAGAGUCUCCGAAGUUCUCUGCGGGGGUCUCCAUUUGCUGCUGGACGCAGCAGCAGAUUUGCUGCACGAGCAGCAGCAGCAGCUGGGUGCUGCGCUGCUCGCGCUGCUGCAGACAGACGCCUUGGGCCGUUUGGCUCUCUUCAUCGAAGCAAAUCUCUUUUUGCUGCUGCAGCAGAUCUGCAGCAGCAAAGCUGCUGCCAACUUCUUUGCUGCUGCUGCUUCCCACCUCGGACUCUGGGGAGCAGCAAAAGACCUUUCCAGGGCCCUCUUCGGCUGGUUCUUCGGAGGCGCCAGGGGCCCCCAGGGGGGCCCCCCUGCUGCUGCUGCUGCUGCUGCUGCUGCAGCAGAGCCUGCUGCUGCAGCGCAGCAGCAGUAG
This is a messenger RNA of Eimeria necatrix, 7155 nucleotides long. RefSeq lists its product as hypothetical. Gene Ontology annotation, cellular component: nucleus. The record is from RefSeq and is a predicted model, not a curated record. Gene Ontology annotation, molecular function: transcription cis-regulatory region binding; zinc ion binding. NCBI's taxonomy places the organism in Eukaryota, Apicomplexa, Conoidasida, Eucoccidiorida, Eimeriidae. The coding region runs from base 1 to 7155 and encodes 2384 amino acids. Gene Ontology annotation, biological process: regulation of transcription by RNA polymerase II. The transcript has 7 exons.